This is a messenger RNA of Lithohypha guttulata, 1113 nucleotides long. RefSeq lists its product as uncharacterized. The coding region runs from base 1 to 1113 and encodes 370 amino acids. The transcript has a single exon. Lineage: Eukaryota; Fungi; Ascomycota; Eurotiomycetes; Chaetothyriales; Trichomeriaceae. The record is from RefSeq and is a predicted model, not a curated record.
AUGCAGCUAAACAUUUACGGAGCUCAGUGCUCCAUUCAUAUCUACAACUACGGUGAGAACCAACAAGCACAUGGUCAGGAGCCAAAAGCAAUAUCUAACCCAUCUCAGAAGGUGGCUGUUGAACAGCCGCAACUUACCGAAAUGGCUGCUAAUCUAUCGAGUCAACCUCAGACCCCCCGAACCGUUUCGUUAACUGUACCAUCAUCCGUCUCAGCACCAUCAUUGCCAGCUGUCGGCGAGAACGCAACAGCAACACUUAGGUCCCCAAGUCCUCUCACAUUAGAUGCUUCGCCAUCUCCUAUAUCUUUGCCGUCCAUGGAACCCUUAAGCACACCAUUGCCACCUACAUUCAAAGUGCCGGACACUCUUCUCCCGCUCAAGAAGGCCACAUUCCCUCCUCCCCCAAGGUACAUACCCGCAAUCCCAAUCGAGAAAAACGGCCGCAUGAUCUAUCGUCCCACACGUCCGCCAACAGUCCCCAAGAAUAAUUCUGGCUUCGUUGCAUCCCUACUGAAAGACAACAAACGCUUGCGGGACGAGCGAGACGACCUCGAAGACGAACUCGAAGAACCCCGAAAAAAGUUCGAGGACCUAGAGGAUAAGUGUACAGACCUAAAAGCCAAGUUGAAAAGGGAGCAAGACAAAUUCGACAAGCUGGAAAAACAGCACUUUCGAACUGAGAAAAUUCAAAAUCCCCCAAUGGAACUGGAAGAAGAUCUGGAAAAGGAGAGGCACAAGACUGCUGAUCUUGGUGAGAGGAUCUCGAAGUUGCAGAAUUUGUUACGGCAGACGUUUGCGAAGCUUGAGGAGAAGGUCUGUCCGAAUUGCCGGCGGCCGAGCAGUACUAUCAGUAGCUCCGAACCUGCUGCUGAAAAAGAAGAUCGUGCUGAUCAGCCAGGAUACAAGCGCACCUUCCACGGGGCCUCCUUCCAUUCGAGCUCUGUGUCAUGUGCUUCUGGCGCCGCGUAUGAGAGUUCUGUAAUGGACGUGAUCGAUGAAUAUCACAGUGGUAGUGAUACAGAUGACGAAGAGCUGGAGGCUGUCAAGAGCCCGCGACUGGUUGUUGAAGUUGCAGUGGGCGUUGCUGGAGACCUUGAGGAUGUCUGCUUCUGA